Molecule: messenger RNA, 198 nt
Organism: Dibothriocephalus latus
Lineage: Eukaryota; Metazoa; Platyhelminthes; Cestoda; Diphyllobothriidea; Diphyllobothriidae
Source: the annotation of a GenBank genome assembly
AUGGCUCACGCGGCUGUUAGCUCUUGGGAGGAUUUCCGCCUCGUCAAAUUUGACAAUGUGGCCGAAACCCAUCGAGUGAGCUGCAACCUGAUAGCUAGCGUCUUCCCUCCCCACCACUGCUGUGUGCUCGGUUAUUCGGACUCGGGCACGGGCACGGACCGCCAAGCCAUCAUCGUCUCAAUCACGACCCUGCUGCUA